Messenger RNA from Electrophorus electricus (electric eel), 1120 nucleotides. RefSeq names its product deoxycytidine kinase (gene dck). The record is from RefSeq and is a predicted model, not a curated record. Gene Ontology annotation, biological process: nucleobase-containing compound metabolic process. Gene Ontology annotation, cellular component: mitochondrion; cytoplasm. Gene Ontology annotation, molecular function: ATP binding; deoxycytidine kinase activity. NCBI's taxonomy places the organism in Eukaryota, Metazoa, Chordata, Actinopteri, Gymnotiformes, Gymnotidae.
UAUUUUUUAUUAGUAGAAAUUCCGUGUAAACGUGGUCGUUCCGUUGGCACAUGGGACCGCCCACAACAUCGCCAGUGCACCAAUGAAAGCACUGGUGCUGCUCACUGAUUGGUCGCCGUUAUAUCAGCGUAUUGUUCCGCUUUUCUGUCCCAGCGCGCCAAAGUUCAAGCGCGUUCCGGUACUUCCGCGGUUUUCCGCUGCUACCGCCACUGACGGUCGAAACGUUGCGUUGCCACGUUAAGUGACUUAAAACAUGUCUCGGACUUCCAAAAGAGCGUUUCCCAGCCAUCUAAACGAAAGCCUGGAGAAAAGAAUAAAGCGCAUUUCUAUUGAGGGAAAUAUCGCGGCGGGCAAAUCGACUUUUGUGCGCGUUCUGGAAGAACACGACAAAGAGUGGGACGUGGUGCCCGAGCCUAUCGCGCGGUGGUGCAACGUGCAAACCGAGCACGGCGACUUCGAGGAGCUGACCCCGUCUCAGAAGAGCGGGGGUAACGUGCUGAAGAUGAUGUAUGAGAAGCCAGAGAGAUGGGCAUACACACUCCAGAGCUACGCCUGCAUGAGCCGCGUGCGGGCUCAGAUCAACUCAGCCAGGGGCAAGCUGCAACAGGCAGAGAACCCCGUGCAGUUCUUUGAGCGAUCUGUCUACAGCGACAGGUAUAUUUUUACCGCUAACCUGUAUGAGAACGAGUGUGUGAAUGAGACAGAGUGGGCUAUAUACCAGGACUGGCACAGCUGGCUACAUAAGCAGUUUGGUCAUCACAUCGAACUGGACGGCAUCAUCUACUUGCGCGCAGCACCGGAGAAUUGUCUGGAAAGGCUGCGUUUUAGAGGGAGACAGGAGGAGCAGGGAAUUCCUCUGGAGUAUUUGGAGAAACUCCACUUUAAACACGAGAGCUGGUUACAACACAGGACCAUGAGGUACACACACACACACACACACACAGAGUUUAACUAUCUGAGUGAGGUUCCUGUUCUCACUCUAGAUGUUAAUGACGACUUCAAAAAUAAUGCAGUCAUGUGCGCCAACAUGCUUGAAAAGGUGAAAGAAUUCCUCAACACACUAUCAGCCUGAGUGUGUAUGUAUGUGUGCGCGCGUGUGUGUGUGUGUGUGUGUGUGUGU